AGUUAAUAUGUUGCUUUACGGUCCCCUGUAAAGCGUUACAAUGAAAAGGUGCGUUUUGACGGUAGGCAUGUUUGUCAGAUUGUCGUGGCAACACUUGGCUGUGACGCUACGUUUUACUUAAGGUAUUACCAAGCUCCGUCUUUGAGUGAUAAGCUCACAGAAAGUUGUAAGCACCGCCUAGUGCUCCAACGGCUUGAGGGAAUUUGUGGUAGUUUUAAGUUGCUCCAAGUUCAAAGCCGUCGUCAACGUCAAAGGACCGUUACGAGCUUUUGUCCAACGGGGAGGUUCGGUUGGUCCGAUGUAUACGCGCUCCGACCGUUACAUGUACAGUUACAUGUUCAUAUUUGUGACCUGAGACAUUCAGUUGGAAUAGUUUAUGUGACUCCAUCUUAUGACUUUCAAGGACCGUUGCGAGCUUUUGUUUAACGGAGAGUUAACGGAGGUUUGGUUGGUCCUAUGUUUACGCGCUUCGGCCGUUUAAUACAUGUACAGUUGUUUGUGAUCUGAGACAUUUCCUCAACUGCUGGCAGUUGGAACUGUUUAUGUGACUCCAUCGCGUUACAACUAUGGGUUGCCUUGCUGCCUGUCUAUGGCCGCUGGUAACUGGAGACAGCAGACGUUCCCAGCAGGACGGCCGGGUCUCUACCGUCCUCCUCCUGGUUAACAUCGUGGCGUUUGCGGCGGUGUUGUCGACGUCCAGUGCUCUAGCGCCCGACGGGACGGUGUUCCCGGUGACGACUCAGACCGUGAGGAUCGUGCUGAUUCUGUGUGUGGGGCCGGGACUGAUCGCCAUGAUGUCGUUCUUCUGUUGCUAUAAAAACUACAGGGUGUUCUACGGAAUGACGUCACAUGGAGAAGCAACAUCAUUGGUCGGACCUACGGCAUUGUCCUCCAAACUUACCGUACUGGGCAUCUUUGCCUUCGGUGCUGGCACUAUUCUCAUGGACAUAUUCAGCGUCAACGCCAUCGCACAGUGCUUGGACGCUACACCGACGUUCGACAGUGACGUAGUCAACCUCGUCUUCCACGUCCUGAAGCUGCUCUUCGUCUUAUGUCAGAUGGGAUUCCUCAGGAAAUUCUCUGAUGCGACCUUCCACAGCGCCCCUCUCUUCCGCUACCUGUUCUUCUUCGUCCUAGCAGGCGAUAUUUCCAUCUGGGUACACACUUUAGUAGCUAACACGGUCACCCAGGACGGUGGUAUAACCACCCUUACACACAACAACACCAUGAAUGGCACCAUCCAUGGCAACAGUACAAUCCAUGCCAGGGAGUGCACACAAAGGACUACCUACCAGCACCGACUGUUGACUGACGUUGAGCCCUAUUUGUAUCCAUUCACUCUCGAGUACGCCCUGCUGGCCUCCGGUAUCCUGUACGGCAUGUGGGCCAACAUGCGGGUGUUGGAGGACGUGGGAGGGGGGGAUAGUGUGGAGCUGCGAGAGGUCAGGGACAAGGUGCACCAAGGCUCCAUGGGACGGCCCUCUGGGAAUGAGGUACGAGGAGGGCACAGACAGCGUGAGGAACAGGCUGAGGAGGAGGAGGAGGGGAGGUACCAGGAGCUUCCAUCAGCGAGUGUCGGGCUACCGCAAGCCCACUCUACUCCGUUCACGGAAGGAGAGCACACGAAUGUACGUCCCGGGGCUACCCUGGGUACCUUCCGCCCACAACUCCCACCAGCUACGGUGCGACAUCAGUCACAUGGCCUGCCGCAUCAGUCACAUGGGGUACCACAUCAGUCACAAGGUUUGAGGAUAUCUACCGUCGACGCCGGUCCUUCGUACCUUGCGUACGACAACGUCGCUCUAGACAUCGACGACUUGGUGGAGUCUUCUGUAGACGGUGACAAUGACGUCAUCGUGAUGGAACCCGAAAAGGACGACGGUAGUCACUCCAGGCCGCUGUCACCAACUGUCGUCAUUGUAGAGGAACCCGGCCAGGCGACAUCCAGUAGGAUGGGGAUGGGAGAGCGAACCAUAAGUUUUGCCUCGAAUGUGGCGGAGGCGCCGUCCACUCUGGCUGCACGCAGCCCCCCUCCCUCUUCGUACCCGAGCCGGGCGUCCCUUCUUACCCAGCAGGGUGAGACGGGGAAGGAACCAGGCGGUUGUACGUGCUUCAUGGCAGGGUUUCUCAUCUCGGCUCUCCUGCUCGUACUAGCCAUACUGCUGAAGGAUCAAACCAACUACGACAGCUACAUCAUCGCGUACUUCGUGGUGAAGAUCUUCGUCACCCUGACCAUGAUGGCCGCGUGCUGGCUGGGGUUCCAGACUAUGGAGCGGUACGAGUUCGUCUGGACUGGCUACGCAGAGAACGACGCGCUGCUGGUCAUCGCGGCUAUUGGCUUCUUCGUCUACGACUACUUCGGGUUCGCGUCGGCCUUCGCCGGGUGGUACGAAGGCAACGGCGAUGAUUACCGACGAAUCAUCGCGCCGCUCCUCUUCUUUGAUGUGGCCACCAACAUGAUUCAAGUGUGGUUACAAGCAACUCUGUUGAUCGCAGCUAUUAGGAGGAGGCCUGUGUUUCAGAGUUUGGAGUCAUCCGGCGUUUUUAAGUUCCAAGUCUGGACCUAUCUCAUCAUCACUAACAUAGGACUGUGGGUCCUGAACAGCUUCAUAGACCUGAAAGAUGCAGACACCACCCCGAUACAGUCCGGGUACUACGGAGAAGUCCAGUGGUACCAGGUGACGAGGUUUGUCGCUCCGCUCUGCAUUUUCUUCAGGUUCAUGUCCGCUCUGUCCUCGUGGGAGAUCUACUCAACGUACCGCGGUCAGACGGCGCAGUCUACCCGUUUUUCAGAGGCUUAGCCAAAGUUGCAAGAUUGGGAUUUGUUGUUUGGAAUUUUCAGAUGCAAUUCAAUCUCUACAACUCUAAAAAAAAACGGGGAUUUACUUUCGGACGUUUGGAGUGACAUCCAUCACUCUUCUUCAGCGUCACUAGAAUGAACUGACAGAACAAUUCAAUACAAGUACAGAUAACUAGAAAAAUGUCUGAACCACUGACUCCUAAGAAUCGUAUGCGAAGGUCACUCAAAUGUAAAUCAUAUUUGCAUAGUUUCCUAUGGUGAGACCUUGUGAGGAAUUUUUUGUUGUUGCUCUAAAUGAUGCCGUCAACUAAACUCACAUUUCAUUAGCAAACGCUGUAGGUAAACAUAAUCAUGAAUGGAAAAAAUACACCACAGAAAUGUCAACUUUUUGUCAAACACAAUGAUUCACCAAAAGAACAUUAAUAUAAUGUUGCUGAUGAACGUAAUGUGUACAUUGGCAAUCGGUCAGCACAUGUCUAAGGAGCAGAUACUGGUACAUGGUUCAUUGUGGAUUUGUGAGUGCUACUAAUACGAGAGAGUCGGAGAGACUAUAGAAUUACUGUGGUGUUCUUGCUAUGGUGUGUUUUUUACUGUUAGGCCAUUGUUGAUUUGAUUAUAUGGAUGACGUCCGCGCGCGUAUCAAUUUUCCACCGCUUGCAAAGAAUAAAAAAAAGGCUUGAACCAUACAGCGUAUUGUACAAAGUAGCUUCAGAAUGAGCAAAUACAUGCCGUAGAUUGCACAAAAAUAUCGGAAAAAGUAUACUAAUAUCAUAAAAUGCCAAUCUCCAUUCCAACAUCAAGGAAUAAAAUGUGAAAGCACUAAAAUGAAGAUCUAUUGUUUGGUGUACCAUAUUCCGUGAAUUCAGUCAUUUGUUCAACUUUCCUGACAACUUAGAUUUCAUAAAGACGGCAACUUUUCUUUUUGACCAAACUUCUUUUUUUAUUAGCACACUCGCAUCAUUUUUGGACUUCCAAGAGCAUGUCAUCCAUAUAAUCAAAGAACAUGGCCUUAUUGAGAAGGCUUCAGUUGGAAAUGAUGUGCUCUGAGCAACAGUAAUCUAUUUUAACUUCUAGCUGGUAGAUUUCAAUUUGUGAAACGUUCAGUCUGUUCAGUUAUUAAUGUCAUAUCAGAUGCGUCGCCAUAAUACUGACUGAGACAUUUUACACCCGAAUUUGACAUGUUAAACAAAUGCUAUGAGUGUUUGGUUCGUUCGGUCUGUUGCCACUGUAUACAUUUUAAAAGCCGUAGCGCUGAAUCAAUGUGUUUCAUAUGAUACCAGUUGCAAAUGGUCCUUUAAGCUUUAUCAAGCUGUUUAACGUGAAAUUAAGAUAAGACAAUGUUGACAUUGUGCUAAAUUGAGCUAAAUUCUUAGGAAUGUGCCAUAAGCCAGCUGCAUUCGGCAUGGCGACACUACAUUUCUAAAUAAGGCCAUGGUGAUUUGAUUAUAUGAAUGACAUCCGAUCCUCUGGGAACCAAAAAACUGAUGCGAGCGUGCGAAUAAAAA
This is a messenger RNA of Branchiostoma floridae (Florida lancelet), 4305 nucleotides long. RefSeq lists its product as uncharacterized. The record is from RefSeq and is a predicted model, not a curated record. Bases 567 to 2801 code for a protein of 744 amino acids. NCBI's taxonomy places the organism in Eukaryota, Metazoa, Chordata, Leptocardii, Amphioxiformes, Branchiostomatidae. Gene Ontology annotation, biological process: proton transmembrane transport. The transcript is spliced from 5 exons. Gene Ontology annotation, molecular function: proton channel activity. Gene Ontology annotation, cellular component: membrane.